Molecule: messenger RNA, 4712 nt
Organism: Octodon degus (degu)
Lineage: Eukaryota; Metazoa; Chordata; Mammalia; Rodentia; Octodontidae
Gene: Tll1
Product: tolloid like 1
Exons: 21
Coding region: 607-3624 (1005 amino acids)
Biological process (GO): proteolysis
Molecular function (GO): zinc ion binding; metalloendopeptidase activity; calcium ion binding
Source: RefSeq, a predicted model, not a curated record
GACAGCCUGGGGGAAAAAGGCAAACAGCGCUUCCCCAAAUCCUCACACUUUAGCUCUCCUUGCAGUCAGUGGCUUCUCCGGCUCCUGCAGGCUUUUAAGGUCUCGCAGCGCAGACAUGCCUGGCCCCCACCCCCUUCCUCGGUCUCCCCUUUCAGUUCAGAUGUGCUGAUGUGCAGACCGGAUUCAUCUUCCCGGAGCUGCGGCGGCGGAUCGCUCUCGGCCGCGGGGUCCUGACAGCGGCGGGGGCGCGGCGCGGAGCCCGAGCUCCGGGGCAGCAGAGCCGCGGCCGCGGGAAGUUCGGCUGCCCAGAAGGACGACCUGGCCGGAGCCGGCGCCCGCGCCGCCCAGCAGAGUUGACCCGCAGCCGCCCCUGCACGCCGCCCGGAGCAGAGCACCUCACCUGCCCUCCGCCCAGCCGUGGGAUCCCCCGCCAAAGCCCUCAGCAGCCGGGGUCCGGGGCAGCGCGCGCCCCGCAUGUCUCGGGACACCUGAGCGCCCGGGCGGCCGAAGAGCUUCUGCGCUGGGAGAGCGCGGCAGUGCCCCGGCCCCGCGCGCAUCAGCCCCGGCCCGUGGUCCUGUCCCCUCCUUUUCCUCCCGGGGAGGAGGAUGGGGCUGCUCGCGCUUUUGCUGAGGAUGCUCCCGUGGCUGGUGGCCGCGGGGACUCUUUUCUGCGGAGGGCUGUGCGUCUCCGCUGGCCUCGACUACGACUACACUUUUGAUGGGAGCGAGGAGGAUAAGACGGAGACCCUCGAUUACAAAGACCCGUGCAAAGCCGCUGUCUUUUGGGGUGACAUUGCCUUAGAUGAUGAAGACUUAAAUAUCUUUCAAAUAGAUAGGACAAUUGACCUGACAGAGAACCCCUUUGGACAACUUGGACAUACCACAGGGGGACUUGGAGACCAUGGUAUAACAAAGAAGCGAGGGGCCCUCUAUCAACUCAUAGACCGGAUAAGAAGAAUUGGCUCUGGCUUGCAGCAGAACAGCACAGUUAAGGGAAAAGUACCUCAAAAAUUCUCAGGGCAAAAUGAGAAAAAUCGGGUUCCCAGAGCUGCUACAUCCAGAACAGAAAGAAUAUGGCCUGGAGGUGUUAUUCCUUAUGUUAUAGGAGGCAACUUUACUGGCAGCCAGCGGGCCAUGUUCAAGCAGGCCAUGAGACACUGGGAGAAACACACCUGUGUGACUUUCAUUGAAAGAAGUGACGAAGAGAGUUAUAUUGUGUUCACCUAUAGACCCUGUGGAUGCUGUUCUUAUGUGGGUCGCAGGGGAAAUGGACCUCAGGCCAUCUCUAUUGGAAAGAACUGUGACAAGUUUGGGAUUGUUGUUCAUGAACUGGGUCACGUGAUAGGCUUUUGGCAUGAGCAUACACGACCAGAUCGAGACAACCAUGUAACCAUCAUAAGGGAAAACAUUCAGCCAGGUCAAGAGUACAAUUUUCUGAAGAUGGAGCCUGGAGAAGUGAAUUCCCUUGGAGAAAGAUACGAUUUCGACAGCAUCAUGCACUAUGCCAGGAACACCUUCUCAAGGGGGAUGUUUCUGGACACCAUUCUGCCCUCCCGUGAUGACAACGGCAUUCGGCCAGUAAUAGGCCAGCGGACCCGGUUGAGCAAAGGAGAUAUUGCACAGGCAAGAAAGCUGUAUAGAUGUCCAGCCUGCGGAGAGACUCUCCAGGAAUCCAUGGGCAACCUCUCCUCUCCAGGAUUCCCCAACGGCUACCCGUCCUACACACACUGCAUCUGGAGGGUCUCUGUGACCCCCGGGGAGAAGAUUGUCUUCAACUUCACCACGCUGGAUCUCUACAAGAGUAGCUUGUGCUGGUACGACUACAUUGAAGUGCGAGAUGGGCACUGGAGGAAGUCGCCUCUCCUCGGUAGAUUCUGUGGGGACAAAGUUCCUGAAGUUCUUACCUCUACUGACAGCAGGAUGUGGAUUGAGUUUCGUAGCAGCAGCAAUUGGGUAGGAAAAGGGUUUGCCGCUGUAUACGAAGCAAUCUGUGGAGGUGAGAUCCGUAAAAACGAAGGGCAGAUUCAGUCUCCUAAUUAUCCUGAUGACUAUCGACCGAUGAAGGAAUGUGUGUGGAAAAUAACGGUGUCGGAGGGCUACCACGUUGGGGUGACCUUUCAGGCUUUUGAGAUUGAAAGGCAUGACAACUGUGCUUAUGACCACUUAGAAAUUCGAGAUGGGACCAGUGAAAAUAGCCCCUUGAUUGGGCGUUUCUGUGGUUAUGAUAAACCUGAAGAUAUAAGAUCCACCUCCAAUACCUUGUGGAUGAAAUUUGUUUCUGAUGGAACUGUCAACAAAGCCGGGUUUGCUGCUAACUUUUUUAAAGAGGAAGAUGAGUGUGCCAAGCCUGACCGAGGAGGCUGUGAGCAGCGGUGUCUCAACACUCUGGGAAGCUACCAGUGUGCCUGUGAGCCUGGCUAUGAGCUGGGGCCAGACAGAAGGGGCUGUGAAGCUGCCUGUGGCGGACUUCUUACCAAGCUGAAUGGCACUAUUACCACCCCCGGAUGGCCGAAAGAGUACCCUCCCAAUAAGAACUGCGUGUGGCAGGUGGUCGCCCCAACUCAGUACAGAAUUUCCAUGAAGUUUGAAUUUUUUGAAUUGGAAGGCAAUGAAGUUUGCAAAUAUGAUUAUGUGGAGAUUUGGAGUGGUCUCGCCUCUGAGUCUAAGCUACAUGGCAAAUUCUGUGGGGCGGAGGUGCCCGAAGUGAUCACAUCCCAAUUCAACAACAUGAGAAUUGAAUUCAGAUCUGAUAACACUGUGUCAAAGAAGGGCUUCAAAGCACACUUCUUUGCAGCAAGUAUUAACAGAGUGGUGGGAGUGUCCAGGAUAGACAGGGAAUGUGUAACUCACAAGCACACCAAUUCUGAUGACUUCUUUAAAGGACGUGAGCAUGCCUCUGAGUGUGAACAGAAGAUCCACAGCCCCAGCGGUCACAUCACCAGUCCCAACUGGCCAGACAAGUACCCAAGCAGGAAAGAGUGCACGUGGGAGAUCAGUGCCACCCCUGGCCACCGGAUUAAAUUAGCCUUUACUGAGUUUGAGAUUGAACAACAUCAAGAAUGUGCUUACGAUCACUUAGAAGUGUUUGACGGAGAAACGGAAAAAUCUCCGAUACUUGGACGGCUGUGUGGUAGCAGGGUGCCGGAUCCCCUUGUGGCUACUGGAAACAAAAUGUUCAUUCGGUUUAUUUCCGAUGCGUCUGUGCAGAGAAAAGGCUUUCAAGCCACACAUUCUACAGAGUGUGGUGGUCGCCUGAAAGCAGAAGCCAAACCCAGAGAUCUGUACUCACACGCACAGUUUGGUGACAACAACUACCCAGGACAGGUCGAUUGUGAAUGGCUGCUAGUAUCCGAGCAAGGCUCUCGACUUGAAUUAUCUUUCCAGGCUUUUGAGGUGGAAGAAGAGGCUGACUGUGGUUAUGACUAUGUUGAGCUCUUCGAUGGUCUUGAUUCGACAGCCGUGGGGCUUGGUCGAUUCUGCGGAUCAGGGCCAGCAGAAGAAAUCUAUUCAAUUGGGGAUGCAGUUUUAAUCCAUUUUCACACUGAUGACACAAUCAACAAGAAAGGAUUUUAUAUAAGAUACAAGAGCAUAAGAUAUCCAGAGAGCAUGCAUACCAAAAAAUAACACCUCGACCUCUAUCAGAACAUAAAGGAAUGUGAACAAUGGAAAGAAGACAUAUUUUUUUUAAACUGAGGCUCUUAGCACAAAUGUUUUAUAUAGUGAGUUGGAAGAAAAGAAAACUGUAAGAUGAAAGUUAUACUAAUUGUACUAAAGGAGGCGUUUCUAGCUAACGGUGACCAGCAUUACAGGAAUAUUUGAACGCUACACGUGACGCGUUAGUAAACCGGUGAAUGGGUGCCUCGUGCUUCAAGGAAGACUGCAUCAGCUUCUGCUCACCGCUUGAAACAGAUGCCUCAUGAUUCGGACACUUCAACUCUGGGGCCACUACCCUACGGGGUGUUCUCUUUGACUAUUUUUCAUGAUUUGGAGACAUACAAUGAUCUUGCAAGUUAUAAAAUGGAAAAACAUUUUAUCUUUAGCAUAAUUCCUUUGACUUUGUAUCUCUGAUACAAUGUAAACCAGAUCCAUGUAAGGUGAUGUGAAGCGGGAGCCUUGGAGGGUGGUUUGUACCAUGGGUGUGUGUGCGUGUGUGUGUGUGUGUGUGUGUGUGUGUGUGUGUGUAAUGUCUGGAAACUGGAAUAUUUCAGCUUCAUUAUUUUCACUUGUAGGCCAGCUUAACUUCUUUAAAAAUGCAAAUAAUAUUGAGACCACUUCAUUGUACUUUCAUUUUGACAACUUUGAAGUGUCGAUAGUAUCCAUUAAUGUGGUUAAAAUCUAGACAUCACUUAUUUAAUUCCUGGAAAAGGCUCAGAUAAAUGGUCAGCUAGGUUUCUUCUAUGGAAAUGCUGCCUUUUCAAACCAAAUCUAAGAAUUCUGUAAUGUCUUACUAUCUUUAUGAGAAAACUCCCACAAGAUGUUCAGGAUUCUUCUACAUGACAGCCUGGAUGAUUCAUAUACAAAUUACUACUGCUGCUAUUGUCUUUCUUUUGAUGAUAUUGUAUUAUUGUUAUAGUUAUUAUUGUUGAUGUCAUGACUAGUGUAUUUGUUUAAAAAUGGAAUGAAGUGGAAGUGGCCCUUGUGAGAAUUUAAAAAUCUCUCUUCUUUUGUUUUCUGAAAUUCAGUUUAAAAAUGCAAUGUUGAAAAAAGGGUUU